AUGGAGAUGGAAAAAUCAUUAAUUGCAAGAUCAUUCCACCAUGCUUCUCAUGUUUCUUUCUUCGAUAUAACAUGCACAGAGAUCAUUACAACAGAAGUAGGUGAAAGCGAGCGUCAUCUUCACUCCAUUUUCGAGCGAGCACGCUCUUCAUCAUCAAGAGUCGUUUUACUUUAUCACUCCUUCAAGAACUUUGUACAAAGUUUAAACGAAGUGACUGAUAGAUUAUUAACCACUUUGCUAAUGGAAAGUUAUUGA
Messenger RNA from Trichomonas vaginalis G3, 255 nucleotides. Its product is annotated as ATP binding. The transcript has a single exon. Bases 1 to 255 code for a protein of 84 amino acids. Gene Ontology annotation, molecular function: ATP binding; ATP hydrolysis activity. Lineage: Eukaryota; Parabasalia; Trichomonadida; Trichomonadidae. The record is from RefSeq and is a predicted model, not a curated record.